Molecule: messenger RNA, 1597 nt
Organism: Dendrobium catenatum
Lineage: Eukaryota; Viridiplantae; Streptophyta; Magnoliopsida; Asparagales; Orchidaceae
Product: phosphatidylinositol/phosphatidylcholine transfer protein SFH9
Exons: 11
Coding region: 245-1279 (344 amino acids)
Source: RefSeq, a predicted model, not a curated record
ACCCGCAAUCUACUCUGGUAGACUAUUCACCUAAUGCAGUUAUAAUGGAGAGCUUGACCCGUGUCUCGCUCGAGUGGUCGGUCUCUAGUGACGAAGAAAUAAGCAGCUUGACGUCCAGAAGCUGAGAAGAAAAUUCUUUCUCCCGCUUAAUUCUCUUCUGCAGACGGGCAAGGGGAACCCUAUACCUCACACGAAACCAGAUCAUCGGUGAUUGAAUCUCCCGUCUCGUUGGAUCCGAGGUGCAAUGGCGUUCCAGGAGGCGAUCAAACAUUUUACUGCGCUGAUGGACGAAGGUCGGGGAAUGAACGAGCAACAGAGGGCUACGUUCCAGAACAUUCAUCAGGGAUAUCCAUCUGAUGCCAUAGUCCGGUUUCUGAAGGCCAGGGAGUGGAAUGUUCCAAAAGCACAUAAGAUGCUUAUGGAUUGCUUGAAUUGGAGAUUGCAAAAUGAAAUUGACAACAUAUUGUCUAAACCUAUAGUCCCAGUUGAUUUAUAUAGAGCCGUGCGAGAUUCACAGCUUAUUGGAGUAUCAGGAUACUCUAAGGAGGGCCUUCCUGUCUUUGCAAUUGGUGUUGGACAAAGCUCAUUCGAUAAAGCAUCGGUUCACUAUUAUGUGCAAUCACAUAUUCAGAUCAAUGAAUACCGAGAUCGUAUCGUUUUGCCUGCUGCAGCGAAAAAGCAUGGGAGGCAUAUUGGAACUUGCAUAAAAAUUUUGGAUAUGACUGGUCUAAAGCUUUCAGCUUUGAGCCAAAUUAAGUUAAUGACCAUCAUUUCUACUGUUGAUGACCUGAACUACCCGGAGAAGACAGAUACGUAUUACAUCGUUAAUGCUCCCUAUGUUUUUUCAUCUUGCUGGAAGGUUGUAAAACCUCUUUUGCAAGAACGGACAAGAAAAAAAGUACAAGUACUGCAUGGCUGUGGAAGAGAUGAGUUAUUGAAGAUUAUGGAUUACUCUUCCCUCCCACAUUUCUGUCGAAGAGAAGGCUCAGGCUCAUCGCGAUACUCUUCGUCGCCCGGUUCUGACAAUUGCUUCUCCUUGGACCAUCCCUUCCACCAACAGCUAUACAAUUACAUCAAGCAGCAGGCGCGCGGCCAUAUCCCUCCCCAACCCACAAAACAGGGCUCCUUCCAUGUAAGUCUUCCAGACCCAGACCCUGAAGGAGUUAAGAUUGCAGAAACCAUAGAAUCCGAGUUAAUCAAAUAUGAGGACCAGAAAACAACUGAGAAUACUAGUAAGCUCUCUCAUCCCAUGAAUAGCCUCAAAAUUUAUAGUGAAUAAUGAUUGAAAUAUUCAUGGUAAUUGGCUCUCUUACCUUAGAAAAAAUAUAUCAAAUUAUGUUUUUAUUACUUUUAUAUCCUUAACUCCAGCAAUAUGAUGAGCAAGAAGCUUAAAAAUAUGAUUUAUCACAUUACUGGGUAGCUGAGAAUUUGUGAGAGAGAAUUUGAGGCUCUCAAUAGUCUCAGCUGAUAGACUUACUAGGCGAUGUAAAGGAUUUUCAUAUCAUUGUAAUUCUAGUAUCACAUGAUAUAAUGUAAGCACCUGUAAUAUUAUAAUUAAAGUAAUAUUAAUCCUAAGCUUUUCAUUAAGCUUGUUCCA